This is a messenger RNA of Abrus precatorius (Indian licorice), 858 nucleotides long. Its product is annotated as tRNA-splicing endonuclease subunit Sen2-1-like. The coding region runs from base 36 to 773 and encodes 245 amino acids. Lineage: Eukaryota; Viridiplantae; Streptophyta; Magnoliopsida; Fabales; Fabaceae. The record is from RefSeq and is a predicted model, not a curated record. Gene Ontology annotation, biological process: tRNA splicing, via endonucleolytic cleavage and ligation; tRNA-type intron splice site recognition and cleavage. Gene Ontology annotation, molecular function: tRNA-intron lyase activity; nucleic acid binding. The transcript is spliced from 2 exons. Gene Ontology annotation, cellular component: tRNA-intron endonuclease complex.
GCGUGUUUGGAGGUAGAGACGUAAAGCGUGGCCAAAUGGCAACAAGAUGGAAAGGAAAAGAUAUGAAAGCUAAAAAGGAUGCAGAAGCUGAAGCACUUAAGGAACCGAUGUCAAAAAUUAUAUCUCAACUUCAAUCUUCUCUAGUUCAAUCAGAUACUUGUGGAUUUCUCUCUGAUAACAGUGUACACUUAGCAGUGGGAGCAGAACAAAUUGAACUGCUUGAUAAAGCAUGCUUUGGUCGACCAGUGAGAACAGUUGAAAAGGACAAACAAUGGUUUCAAUUAAGCUUUGAGGAAGCAUUCUACCUAAUAUAUUCCUUGAAAUGCCUUAAGAUUAAUGGCAGUGAUACUAGUUCUCAAAAUAAUAAAGAGUUAUGGCAUUACAUGAAGUGCAAGAAAGAAACAUUCCCUUGUUUCUACAAGGCUUAUUCACAUCUUCGAAUGAAAAAUUGGGUAGUGAGAUCAGGAGGUCAGUAUGGUGUAGACUUCAUUGUCUAUCGUCAUCAUCCAACUCGGGUUCAUUCUGAGUAUGGUGUGCUUGUUAUGUGUGAUGAGGAUGAUAAAGAUCUGAAUGGAAGAUUGAGAGUAUGGUCUGAUGUUCAUUGUACAACAAGACUUCUUGGAAGUGUAGCAAAAAUCUUAUUGGUUAUACAUGUCAUGAAAAAUGGUAAUAGUGAUGAUUCUCCAUCGUGUUUGUCAAACUAUACCAUUGAAGAGUGCACAAUCACCAGAUGGAGUCCUGAACAAUGCCGUGAAAAAUGUAGUUCAUGUUAAUACCGAUGACAGAAUUGGAUAGCAGUUAUUGUAUGGCAUAAUGUACAUUGUCACUUGAUUCGCAGUUGUUUCUGUAUGAAGCCCA